AUGGGGUAUUCGUCGAUUCACCCACCUUCGUCAACAUCAUCACCACGUGCCAACGAACUCGCGAAAACCCAGCACACUAUUCCGUAUCCACUGGCGCUAGAUUGUCUGAUCGAUAUCUUUGAACAUCUCAAGGACGAUCGUGCAACAUUAUUCUCUUGCGCGAUGGUGAACCGAGUUUUCAGUCAGCUCUCCAUCCCAUUAUUAUGGCGACGCCCAUUCGAAAACCAGCUUUUCGGAAAACAGGUUACCAUCAUCCAAACCUAUAUCUCCUGUCUUGCCUUCAAGGACAAGGAAAUUCUCAUCAACCACGAUAUCAGCCUUCCGGACAUGGCCAAUCCACUAUUCGAUUACCCGCGCUACCUCCGCGGAUUCGACUCCGAGAACUUCAAUCGCUCCAUCGAAGACUGGCUACUGUUUCUGUGUGACACUAUUGAUUUGGAAUUUGUGAUUAAAGUAAAAGUAUUGAAUAGGAUCAUAGGAAAUCUAUUGUUCAGCAGAACCACGGGAUUACGUGUGUUGAAGAUAGAUUGUGGCGAAAUUGAGGAUACUUGCUUGAUGAAUAUCACCACAUUCGUCGGCAAUCAUCGGGCGUUCGAGAAUUUGGAGAAAUUUGAAUUGAAAUUCGACAACGAUGACGAGGAGAGGUGGCCAUUGAACAUUGACCACAAAGCUCGCAUUUGCACUCAACUAUCCUUUUUCACCCGGUCGCUCAACCACAUUUCCAUUUCCAUCGAUCCGAACCAUUGGUCUCCUCCCUCGCUGACCGUGUGCAUUCCUAUAUUCCAGCUGAUCGAAUCCCAGAGUUGUCUAAAAUUCCUGGAUAUCGAAGAAUUUUGGGAGGAUUCUUCGUUUUCGUUGGAGUUUUAUCAGUCCCUGCAAAGUCAAUUGCGCUCCCUCACUCACCUGACCCUAACAAACUUUUCGCAAUUCGACCUGUUGCUCCGAGUGCUAACGAAUUGCACCAACCUGGAAACAUUGGAGUUUCUCACGGUUCCCGAGUCAAGUUCGGAAUCUCUUGCGUUCGCCGAUAGCAUGCGAAGAUCAUCUCUGAUCAAACCACUAAGCAUCAGGAAGCUCAUCUCCUAUGACGCCAAGAGCGAUCCGGAAUUGGUGACGCAGACGUUGAGUAUCAUAAUGAGGAUGGCAAAUAAAAAUUUGCGUGCGCUGAUGAUAUUCGAGGCAACCCCCGAGCUACUGGAUGUCAUAGGCGAAUGCUGCCCGAGCAUAAUGGAUUUGUAUCUGACGAUGUCCACGUCCUCCAUAUAUAACCUGAUUCCAUUUCUAUACGCGUUGCCGCUAGAGUAUCUGUUCCUGUGGGAGGAUCACAGCCUACCAUUUUCCAUGGAACUCGUGAGACGAGUGGCACAUUCACUGCCACCCACCUUGAACAAUCUGGAGAUCACCUUUGACCUGACUCCAAGAAUGCUAGCCACAUUCUUGGAGGAGUGUCCCGCCAAAUUUCGUGAACUCGUGCUGAGGGUGGAUCAUUCAAACGACGAAUUUCUAAGAGUCGUAAUCGACUACGCCAAGAUGAGAGGCGUGCGUUUGAAAUGCCUGAAGCUUUGGGGAUUUGGAAUCAAGUAUUCGGCGAGCGUGGUGGAAGAGGCAAGACGAUACAUUCCAAAGAUCAUCAAUUUGGCGUCAUACCCGUUAUGGUAA
Messenger RNA from Acaulospora colombiana, 1659 nucleotides. Lineage: Eukaryota; Fungi; Glomeromycota; Glomeromycetes; Diversisporales; Acaulosporaceae. The record is from the annotation of a GenBank genome assembly.